AUGGCUGGGAAGGCUGUAGUCCUUACUGUCUACAUCUUCACCUUCCUGGUUGGCCUCCCUAUCAACCUCAUGGCCUUAUACACAUUCCUGGUGAAAGUAUGGAAGAAGUCAACCCCCACUGACGUCCUCUUGCUCAACCUGACUGUGUCUGACAUCAUCCUUCUGCUCUUCCUGCCCAUCAAGAUGGUGGAGGCUGCCUCAGACAUGGCCUGGCUUCUCCCUGCCUUCCUUUGCCCCCUCACCAACUACUGUUUCUACGGCAGCAUCUACAUCAGCACCCUUUUCCUCACGGCGGUCAGCGUGGAGCGUUACUUGUGCGUGGCCCAUCCCAUCAAGUACAAGGCGAAGCGCAGGACGGCCUACACGGUGGUGGCCUGCUUCUUCAUCUGGCUGCUGGCUUGUUCCCACUGCAGCAUUGUCUUUAUUGUGGAAUACCACAACAAGACUCUCUCUCACUCCCCCAAGAACUUCAAAUGCUACACAGAGCUCUCUUCCGCACAGCUUCAUUUCCUCCACCCUGUCCGUCUAGAAAUCUCCAUUGUCCUCUUCUGCCUCCCUUUCCUCAUCACCUGCUUCUGCUACAUCAACGUGAUCCGCAUCCUGGCCUCCCUGCCCAACAUAAAGCCCCAGAAGAAGAAACGGGCCAUGGGGCUGGCGGUGGCCACUUUGCUCAACUUUGCCAUCGCCUUUGCUCCCUACAACCUCUCCCACAUUGUGGGUUUCAUUCAAAACAAGGCUCCUUCCUGGAGAACAGAGGGCUUCCUAAUCAGUUCCUUGAACACCACCUUGGACCCCAUCAUCUUCUUCUUCUCCUCCACUGCCAUCCGACAAGCCUUCUCUGACUGCCUGGGCGGCGUGCGCAGGAAGCUCCAGCUUGUCAUGCCAUCCUGUGCUUGCUUCAAGGUGCCCGGAGACAAGGGCAAAGAAGGCGAAGUAGAUGGAGGAUCUGUUUCGAGUCUGCAGAGUGCAUCUCCUGACUCCUGUAUGCCCACUGAAGCCUCCUCUGAGCACAUCACGAAGACCUGGGCCAUCAAACCAUUGGACACUCUGCCACAAGUUCCUUGCAUUCAAGAGUGCCCAACGCCUUGCCAGCUCAGAGAGCAACCAUUCCUGGAGACAUUUUCCCAAUGA
Messenger RNA from Hemicordylus capensis (graceful crag lizard), 1131 nucleotides. RefSeq names its product free fatty acid receptor 2-like. The record is from RefSeq and is a predicted model, not a curated record. Bases 1 to 1131 code for a protein of 376 amino acids. Lineage: Eukaryota; Metazoa; Chordata; Lepidosauria; Squamata; Cordylidae. The transcript has a single exon. Gene Ontology annotation, cellular component: plasma membrane. Gene Ontology annotation, molecular function: G protein-coupled receptor activity. Gene Ontology annotation, biological process: G protein-coupled receptor signaling pathway; cellular response to fatty acid.